AUGCAGCCGACAGACGUUGACGGUGACAGUGUGGCUGGUACAAACUUUUGGGAGCCCCAUGAGUAUUCUCGUACCGUAAAGAGAUUGGAGAAUGCAAACAAACUUUGCUCAGAAUUCGCUCUAAUGAUUCAAGAACGGUCAGAGAUUGAGAGGGCCUACGCUUCCAACCUUCGAAAAUUUGCCUUUCGGUUAGAUUUGUUUCUUCGUUCUGGCCUUGAAUACGGAACUUGCUCUAAUAUCCUAUCAGGCCUUGCAAAAGAAGCCGAGGAUACCGCCGAAUUACAUUCCAAUUUCGCUACCAACUUGCUCAAUCCAGUUCAGUCUUCAAUUAAAAACUGGCAGAAGGAAAAUUUCCACAAAAGCUCUAUGUCAUCGUCACUCAAGGAAGUUAAAUCACUUGAUUCUGAUUUCGAAAAUGCGCAGAAGACAUGGUACAAACAUUACAAACAAGUCAACCGCUGUAAGAAGGAAUAUUUCCAUGCCUGCAAAAUUGUCCGGUCUCAACAAGUGCAAGUGCAAAACGCCAAAAAUGAGCCGUUUGGGACACCAGAGCAGGUAACUAGCCCCGUUUUCAAGCCCUACAGGCCAAAGAGAUUCCUCGGUCUGAGGAAAAUGGAAGAGAAGUUAAGAAAGGCCACUAGCGAGGAGGAGAAAACCCGUAGGGCCUACGAAGAAGCCGUCGCCGCUCUUCAGGAUGUCACUCCUCGCUACAUCGAUGAUAUGACCCAAGUGUUCAACAAGGCCCAGGCGUUUGAGAAGGAGAGGAUCAAUUUCUUCAAGCAGCAGGCAAUGCAAAUGCACGAUGUCCUCGACGUCUCGGCCAAGCCCAACCUCGCGCAAAUCUUCGUGGACCUGAAGAACACGAUCUCCAAGGUGGACGCUGACGCCGACCUCAAGAAGUGGUCUGUCACCCACGGCGUCGACACGCCCAUCAACUUCCCAUCUUUCGAGGAGUACAGUCCGGAGUUGUGCGCGCUGGCGGGCAGCAAGAAGAAGAAGUCGGGGCUCGCGGACGGCAACAUCGGGGUCACUUUGACGGGAGUUAAGUCGAUCACCUCGCCAGAUCACCAGCCCGCCGGAACGCCUCACCCAGGCUCCAACGAGAGCUCUCCAACUCGAACUGCGGGAUUUCCAGUACGUGCUUUCCACAACACCCCUCCGCCCCCCCCCACUCACCAGGUACCCAAGAAACGCGAUUUAUCCCAAACGGAAGAACGUCAGAGUCUUAAGGCAGCAGUGGAAGUCGUUGGUGGGCAGGGUGAAGACCCUUGCACCCAGACCUCCCUCAAAGACGUCGGCACAGAGGUCAGUUUAUCGCACACCGGAUGCAGCACGGAGAUGCCUCCAGCUAGCGACGUUGAUUCUGGCCUUGAUGCGCCAAUCAAUACGCACCCCACUGAGCACACGAGCUCCGAUUGGUGCGCCGAUGCACACUCUGACAUUGAUCUAGACAACGGCGAUGGCGGUCAGGCGGAACGCGUGCUGAUGACUAGCGCCUCGGUCGGCGUGGAGAAGGAUCACAUCGUGGAGGUCGCUGGUCGCCGCAAACGCAGUCCCAGUAGCAUCCAGUCUGGCGAGGAGUCGCCGACAGGGCACCCUGAGGAACCACAAAAAAUGUCUGCUUAUGCUAAUAACCCUUCGUCAAUCAACGGCAUCGCCGCCACUGCCGCAGCACCUGCCGACGUCCCACCCUACCCCGACUUAAUCGAUGACGGAAGACCUGGUGUGCCAAUCCGCGCUCUCUACGACUACACUGGCGUGGAAGCCGACGAGUUGUCCUUCAACACCGGUCAGUUUUGCGCUUUCUGUUCCAAUGGGAUUUCGUGUGACUUGACUAAACCAUCCAAUCAUCUUCUUCCCCGUCAAGGUGACCUCUUCGAGAAGUUGGAAGACGAGGAUGAACAGGGAUGGUGCAAAGGACGAAAGGACGGCCGCGUUGGCCUCUAUCCGGCCAACUACGUGGAGGUUGUUAGAUGA
Mesocestoides corti is the source of this 1977-nucleotide messenger RNA. The record is from the annotation of a GenBank genome assembly. Lineage: Eukaryota; Metazoa; Platyhelminthes; Cestoda; Cyclophyllidea; Mesocestoididae.